AUGUCCACGCUUGAGAAAGUGCUUGCGGAGCUCAAGGGUGCCUCCAACCUGAUUGCCACGCAGAGUGACUUGCGCGGUGGUCCAGACAAGAUCACCACGCUACGCUCCUCAUUAUGCUCGUCCUUGUCCAAGAUGAUUGCGGGUAUUUCGAUGCCGUUAGACAGCACUGGUGCACAAGAGAUUCUCCAGGCAAUAAUGGUUACGUCCUUCGACGAGACUCAGAAGACAUCCUUGUCCAAUACAGUGGAGGAGAAGCUGCUCGGUUCCUUCAAGUCAUCCAGGCUCGGACCACACGAAUUCCAGGCUUGGCAAAAAGGAUCGAACCACGUGUUGAACUAUUUCACGCAGUCCGAUUACGACAUCAUCAGCGACCCCGCAAUUCCUUUCAACUCGCCCUCCAAGAUUUCCGUCAUAGUCAAUCGGCUGUCGCUCGGAGGCAUCCACAAACCGAGCCCCCCGAUGUGCGCUGAUUUGGUGGGCAUGCUGGCUUCUCAUGCGUGGUCGGACGACAUAAAUGCGAAGAUGCUCUAUGAUGCUGUGUUCGCGAUCGGCAAGGACUUCAACGCCAAGAGGGUCAGUGCCGAUGCUGCUGUGGGGAGCCUCCCCAUCGUGAGGGCAAUCCCUGAAUGCCCAUACGAAUUACCGUCCGAGGUCCAAGCUGCCAUGUACCCGAACUCAGCAGACCCGCCCGUCAGGCAAGACAUCCCCGCAUACCAUGCCGUGAGAGGCAUGGUCCAGUGCAGGUCGUCGGGAAGGCACGUGAGGGAGCACGUGUCACGUCCCAAGCGCGUCCAGCACGACGUCUCGAUGGGCAGUCUCACGGUUGAUGAGUUCUUGGCGUCCGCUCAGAGCCAAGGUUUCACGCCGCAGCAGGCAUUGCAACAGCUGGCGAUGACAGGGCCGCAGCAGCAGCGCCAACCAAGCUGGCACAUCGGCGGCAUGGUCACGGUGAAGCCACCGCAGCCAGCAGCCGCCCCAGCUGGUCAACAGUUUGUUGCUGCCCUCGCUGAGUUCGACAAGGGCAAGGACGCCCCCGACGAGGCAGCUGAAGCUGGGCAGAUGGUCAAGGAGAUCGAAAACGAGUACGCU
Molecule: messenger RNA, 1089 nt
Organism: Prorocentrum cordatum
Lineage: Eukaryota; Dinophyceae; Prorocentrales; Prorocentraceae
Source: the annotation of a GenBank genome assembly